UCGACAAGGAAACAAUGGCGAGCACAGUCAAGUUUCCCGAUGUAGAGGAGCGGACGUUGCUGAAUGCCGAAGGAUCAACGAUCGAGUCAGGCCGCAGCAAAUUCUUUCGAAAGAUGAGGGAGCAGCCCCUCGUGCCCAUCGGGUCAUUGGCGACGUGCGGAGCCCUGGUGGCCGCAUCUUACUACCUCCGAGCGGGGGACCGCAACCAAUUUCAGCGCGCACUGCGAUGGCGUGUAGGCCUGCAGGGUCUCACCGUCGUCGCCGCCUGCGCAGGGACAUUCUACUAUGGGAGCGGCGCCGCGGCGGCCCCACCAACAGCACCAGAAGGAGGGGCAGGAGCAAAGAAGGUGACUUCAUUGCAGCAGCAAGCGAGUGCUGCGAUUGCUACGGUGCCCGGCAGGCCGGCUACGAAUCACCAAGCGUCAAGGGCCGAGGAGAGGAGAAGAGAGGAGAGACAGCAGCUCGCAGAGCGGCUCAGGGAGGCCGAGAGCAAGCAGGAGGCCGCAGAGAAAAGAAGGGCUGAGGAGGCGCUGCUCAGACCAGCUGGGUCAGAGUCGGGCGCGAGGACGAGGCCGAUCAUUGGGAGAGACGGACGCGAUAGAUCCGCGCCAGCCGCCUCGGUCUGAUAACUGUACCUAGGUAGAAAGCACAUCACACCACUACUCCAGCAUUAAUCUCAUCAAAGCAAGCAAAGAGAGAGGAAAAACGAGAACCCAAUGCUACACAGACCACAGCGCUACAGCAUCUUCCUGGAACAUACCCGGUGGAUUUUUGUCAUGGGUCGCGAGAGGAAAAAAGGC
Messenger RNA from Acaromyces ingoldii, 800 nucleotides. RefSeq lists its product as hypothetical. Gene Ontology annotation, biological process: mitochondrial respirasome assembly. The coding region runs from base 15 to 626 and encodes 203 amino acids. NCBI's taxonomy places the organism in Eukaryota, Fungi, Basidiomycota, Exobasidiomycetes, Exobasidiales, Cryptobasidiaceae. The transcript is spliced from 2 exons. Gene Ontology annotation, cellular component: mitochondrion. The record is from RefSeq and is a predicted model, not a curated record.